Aquila chrysaetos chrysaetos is the source of this 4902-nucleotide messenger RNA. RefSeq lists its product as uncharacterized. The transcript is spliced from 3 exons. The record is from RefSeq and is a predicted model, not a curated record. The coding region runs from base 1999 to 2910 and encodes 303 amino acids. Lineage: Eukaryota; Metazoa; Chordata; Aves; Accipitriformes; Accipitridae.
GCCUGCCUGCCUGGUGGGGUGGCAGGACCUGUGGAGGUGGCCCAGAGAUGCUCCCUUUGCUCCCCGCCAAGUUCUCAUCCUCUGCCCACUCUAACCAGAGGCCUUUCACCUGCCCUCGGGGUUGAAGUACCUUGCAAAAGUUUUACACAGGUGGUUUGCCCACUUUUCCUUCUUUAGGAUGCCAGUAUUUGACUGUAAGUAUUCCCUGGCACUUUCCUAUGGGGCUGAGGCAUCUGCACCAUCACCAGCAAGCCCUGUCCCUUACUCCCAGCUGUUGUAGCCAUGUGCCAGCUAUGGAGCUCCUGUCCCAAGGUGUUUGCACACAGGCUGCGUUGUGCAGUGGGUGCCAGCACAGCCGAGGAUGGAGACCUGUGCAGGAACGCAGGCAGGUAUUAGGCAGCUCCCUAGGACUGAGAAGAUUUUCUGUGAAAUCCAACUGCUUCCAAAAAUGCUUGUUAUUCUGUAAGUGAUAGCAACAUCCACAUAGGGCUGUGAAGGGAAUGGGUACAGGCCUAGCACUUAAAUCCCACAGACCAAGACAAACGGAGCUGCUCUGUCCUUCGCAGUUCAGGGAAAGCCAUGUCCCCUGCAUCCUGUAAAGAGACAGCUUCAAGUGAAGGAUUCAUUUCAAAAGAGGAAUAGUAAGAGGCUCCCCACUUGUGGCUGGGAUAAUGCAGCUGGGUUGAUACACUGCGGAGGAGAGCACCGACUCCCUGCAGCAGGCUCGGGCAGCAAAGCACCGCAGUUAAGCCAUCUUAUCCUCCAGGAAGGAUGGCCUGGCUGCUCUGAGAAGCACCUCUCUGGAAGGCACAGCCUGGGUAUCUUUAAGUCCUUGAUUUUGCUUGAAUGAACCUUUUUAUUGAGCACACCAGGACGCUGCUGACAAGGGGACAAACCUGGAGCAGAGAAGCUGAACUCCUGAGCAAGUGGCAGGGCAGGGGCUGGCAGGGCAGAGCUGUGAUAAGCACGCUGGGCAUGGCACGUGCAUGCAGGUCGCAGGCUUAGGUCACUCCUGCACAUGCUGCUGAUGGCAGUUUACACAAUGCUUGUGUGGCAGACACAGUGAUGUCCCACAUGUACUGCUCCACUGCACCUCUUCUCCUCACCUGCCCAGGGUCUCAUGGCCAUCUCUCACUUGAAGUCUGCUGAGCAGAAAUGUUCCCCAGGAGAGCUCAAGAGUUUUCCAGGCUUAAAGCUUCUGUGUCCUGCCAGCCCAUUAACUUGUGUUUCUGUGUUUGCUGCUGAGCAGGUCCUGGAGCUGGCUUCGGCUGGCCUGUGGGCUGGAUUCUGCUCCCUGCCAGUAAAAAUCACAGGUUUUUGCAUGCAAGUUCAGGCCAUUCUUGAUCUAUGCAGAGGAGAUCAAUAUCCACCACCUCACCCCCCACCCCUGCAGCCCUCAUUUCUACCCUGUGACCUGCAUCUCCUGCCCUUACUUUCCAUCCUUUAUCCUCUGCCAUCAGUUUAAUUCUGGCUUCUCUGGGCCUUCAUCAUCCUGGAGGCAGGACUUGUGCUCUGUAUUUGGGUGAGCCCUUCUAGCUGGUCAAGGUUUAAGUAGCCCAGCAGCUUUCCUUAGGUGGGAGGUUACUUCAAAAAGAAAACUGGAGCACUCCUCAGUACUGUCUCUUUGUUUCUGUGGAAAGGACAGCCCCAUCUCCUAUCAGUGCUCAGAAGGCUGCUAGAUGAGUGUGAGACAAAGACACUGCAUCUCGUCUCACCAUGUCUUUUGGGACUGCAUGUAAAUCACAGCAAAUAUUCCUAUGGAAAGAUCCCUCAUCAGCAACCAGAUGUAUUUUUAAUACACGAUACCAACCAAUUAAUGAGGUUAACCCCACUGCUUUAUGCCCUUUCUUUAUUGCACGCUUCACCUUUCCUUAAACUCUGCCUUCCUAAUGGCAUUUAGGAAUGGCCCCGUGCCCCAUCCGUCACUGUGUGGCCAGGCAGCCCUGUGCUCCAAGUGUUCAGACAGACCCUGAGGUGACAGUUAUGACAGCUUGAUCGAUGCUGUGGAUCCAUGCAGCCCCUGGGACUGCCACAGCAUCCCUACCCUGGCCCUCCAGUACCUUUCUGGCUCUUUGGGAUUUUGUUCCUGUGCGCAGGGUGCACCAGAGAGGAGCUCUGCACCACUGCCCCAUGUCCCUGCCUCCAGUUCCCCACAGUCCCGCAGAGAGCAGAGAAGAGCUGCUGGAGAGGGCAGUGCUGCAUGGGCAGGUUGGCAUCAGGCACGGUGGGCUUGCACCGCAGGACACCGUGAGGACGGAGUCUUGCAGCUGCCUGCAGCCCUGUGCAGUGGUAAAGGAAAUGGUGGCCCUGUGGGUGGCUAUGGCAUGGGGGAUGCUGUGGUGGGGAGCAGGGGGCUCAGCUCAAUCUGCACCCCAGAAUGGGGUCCUGGGCUGCUCCCAGCACCCGGGGACCGCUUUGUGGGGAGAACACCCAUCUCCUCCCUUGGAGGGCUGCUGUCUGCCCUGCAUCUGGGCUGCCCACGCCCGGAGAUCAAAGGGAGUGGGUUAUAUCCAGGAGGAAGGUGGCAGCAGGCUGUCCUGGCUGAUCAUCAGUCCCCAGGCCACCAGUGCCCAGUCUUUCUCCACUACUGUCCCUGCACCUGGGCAGAGCCGGGGCUGCCUCAGGGCACCCAGCAGCAGUAGAGGGUAUUUGCAGCAGAGGUAUUUGUGCACCUAUUUAGUGUUUUGCAGCUGUAUCUCAAAAGUGUGUGGUGAAAAAAAAAAAGCGGGUGCCCAGCACCCUCCAUGGGAAGUACAGUGGGUGCUGGUGGUGUGUCCCCAGCACUGCAGGAGGCUGCCCAGGGCAUGGCUCCCCACUCAGGCCCUGGUACGCUCCUCAGGCAACCGUGGCAGAUGUGCCCAGCUCUGCCUGCAGCCAUACUUGCUUCAUUGCCAGCGUGGCCGAUGGUGAGGGCCAGUUUUGGCUUUUCACAAGGCAGCUGGAUGAUGGGAGCCUCUUCACCUGCCAACAUCAGUACGACCCUCCUGCUAAACCUGCCCUUGCUGGGUGGCUGCUGGGAUUAACUGAAUAUUUCCCCUUAAGGAGCACUGUCAGCGCUGUUAAGCAGGACAAAAAAAAUAUGAGAUGUCAUGCCUGUAUUGAUUUGUUUACUGCACGCUGAAUGCUAAGUCAGGCAGUUUUGGGGCUGAUUCUGUUGGAAGAUGCAAGAUAAUUACAUGUUUAAAAUCCUUUCAGGGGAGCUUGGCACGAAGCAGCUGUCACGGCGGGUAGGGAAGGCAGCCACAGCAAGCCCGGCUUCCCUGGCUGAUGGGCGCAGACAGGCGCUGAUACAGCACAAGGACAAGGUGCUGACAGUUGCUCUUGCGGCAGGGCUCCGGGGGUCUCGGGCAGGACCUCAGCACGCUGGCCCCACAGUGCUUCCUGCAGAGGCAGGAAGGGUGACAGCCAAGGCCAGGCAGGGAUGAUUCCAUGACAAACCAUCCUCCUGCCCUCUGGCUUUUUUUUUUUUUUUUUUUUUUUCUUUUUAAGGUUCGUCAGAUAAUGGAUGCAAUUGUUAGUUGAAUGUUAGAUUCAAAGUUAUGAGCGGCAGGUACUUUCAGAUGAAGAUUAUUUGCAUGUAAUAACACAAAGAUCCAUCUGUAGACUGGCUCUCCUGGAGAAUAAUGACAUCUUUUGCUGUGCAGGGAGCCAGGACAAAGCCCACUCCCUGUUUGUAAUCCCCUGGAAGCCACUACAUAGCACUUGAGCAGGGUGUAAGCAGAGCAGGGCUGUGUGCAAGGCCUCUCCCUGCAGUGGAGGACGUUAUCCCAGAUGCAUUAUUCAACAAAAGGUGUCAGUCCAGCUUUUUGCACUAGCUGAAAGCAAAAUCACAGCCAUUUGAAGCAGGCUCUUUGGAAACUAAAAUUAUCUUCACAUCAUAUUUCUUCUCCAGUAAUGCCAGCAUUAAAUAUUCUUGAAUUCUGAGUCAGACAUCAGGAAAAAGAGUAAAAAUGUAAUUGGCUCAAAUAUGGUAAAAUUUAGAAAAGGAUCACAGUGUCAGGCUGGUUUUCUCCUUUGUGCUGUCUCUAAGCCUCUAAGACAGUCUGGUGCUGUGGUUUUGUGUGUGGGUUUGCAAGGAGCUAUAUAAAUUUCCUGUUCCUUUAUGUUUUAAAAGGCCAGUGCUUACCUGCUUCGGCACCUACAGUCAUCAUCAGGCUGGCAGAGCACUCGCUAACACAGCUGCACAAUCAGGCCAGGGGCAUGCGUGUGAGCCCCUUCGUUCCCCAUUUCUUAAUGUAUUUCCUCUAAUGACCUGUAAGAGCUGCAAGCCCUUAGCAUUAUAACUAGCAGCUGAAUGUAAAAUGAUGAGAAAAAAACCUGCCCCGUCCCUGAUGCUGGCGCUGGCGAGAGAAGCACCUGCCAUUUGUGCAGGGUGGGAUUUUCCCCUCCUGGGGCUUUUGCCCAUGCUGGGAAGCAGCCGGUGGUCCUCUCGCUCCUCUGGGUGCUGGAGCAGCAGGUGCCAUUGUUGCUGGCUGUGGUGGGGAUGGGGAUGUGGCAGAGAGGUGCUCCCUUCCCCAGCGCUGCCUCCUGCCUCCCCCCUGCCCACAGCCAGGACCAUUUCAACCACCCUGCCCUCAGUUGGCCAGGGAAGCUGGCUCCUCACACUCAGCAUCUUUGCACGGAAACAUCUGACCAUCUGCCUGGUCCCCCGUGCGGCUCCCACCUCGUACGGGAGCUCCCCAAACUUCUGCCCUCACCCACACAGCAAACCAGCCCCUGACAGCCCCGACGGACGAUACAACGCACAUCCACAGCCACGGAGCUGGUUUGCUGAAUGUACCACCAGCUUUGGAAGCUCGCAUAGGGCCAUGUCUCAACCCAUGUAUGCUGCAAUAGCAAAGCAGCCUCCAAAUAUGUGCCCAAUCAUUCAUCGCCUGCCGCUGUGCCUAGCGCGUUGCCUCC